AUGAGCCGGUUGAGCUGGGAUGGUCUAAUAGGUUUAGGUUUUACUACACCUGAACAAAUAAGGGAACAUAGAUUAUCUUUAAUUGAUCAAAUUAAGCUACAUAAUUCGUUACGAGAAUUGGGGUUACGAAAUCAAUUUUCGUAUUACGCAAAUGAUAAGGAUGGCUUCUUUAAUUUGGGAGGAUUGAACGAGAAGUUUGCGGACAAGCAAAUUAAUUGGAUCGUGGGGAAGAAUAAGGAAGGUUACUGGUCCAGUCGACUUAGUUCGGUAGAGAUUGGUGGGAUUCCUUACCGGCAAGAGUGUGAUGCGAUAUUUGAUACUGGAACGUUGAUGACGUAUGUGCCUACUUCCGUCUACGACCGUCUUUGGUCUGCGGGAUGCUCGGUACCGGAUGUUACCCUGGUGUUCGGGGAGACUCGUCUUCCUUUGAAGAAGGAGGCGCUGGUCUCGGCUACGACGACGAACGAAUGUUCUUACACUUUUGCGCCAGAACCAGGCUCAUUACGCUCCGAAUUGAAGCAAGAGUGUUGGACGCUCGGUUACGCGUGGUUUGCGUCCUAUCCCACAAUAUUUGACUGGGAGGGUGACGAGCCGUUAUUGGGAUUUCUUGUUGUUUAA
Messenger RNA from Gregarina niphandrodes, 618 nucleotides. Its product is annotated as putative aspartyl protease. NCBI's taxonomy places the organism in Eukaryota, Apicomplexa, Conoidasida, Eugregarinorida, Gregarinidae. The transcript is spliced from 2 exons. The coding region runs from base 1 to 618 and encodes 205 amino acids. Gene Ontology annotation, molecular function: aspartic-type endopeptidase activity. Gene Ontology annotation, biological process: proteolysis. The record is from RefSeq and is a predicted model, not a curated record.